GCUGGAGGGAAGUUUGGGGCAGAUAGUAAGACGUUCCUUAUCUGUUACCUCCAGAUAAACGAGGCAGCUAAGGCAGUGCUGAGGUCUUUAUUAUUACUAAUAUGAUCUACACGCUUCAGUACAUGGGAACACGCAUUCAGUGACCAGAGCAGAGAUCCCCCUACGCAGCCAUGAGAGGAUACUUCAUACUACUAUGCGCUCUCAGCCUCGAUACGUACCAUGCUGUGGAAGGAGUAACUCCUGAUGCCUCACAAAUGACUCCGAUCUCCAACACCCAUCCGGUCACCACACCUCAACUAGCCGUCUCUAAACAUCAAGAUACUACUCACCCUGGUGUGCAAGUAACCCACAAUGUAUUAGGAGGGACUCACGUCUCCAACACCCAACCGGUAACCAAACCACAACAAGCCCUCUCUUCAAAUCAAGAUACCACUCACCCUGGUGUGCCAGAUGUAACCCACAAUAUAUUAGGAGGGACUCACAUCUCCAACACCCAUCCGGUCACCACACCUCAACUAGCCCUCUCUAAACAUCAAGAUACUACUCACCCUGGUGUGCAAGUAACUCACAAUGUAUUAGGAGGGACUCACGUCUCCAACACCCUACCGGUAACCAAACCACAACAAGCCCUCUCUUCAAAUCAAGAUCCUACGCACCCUGUUGUGGAACGUGUAACUCAUAAUACAUUAGAACAGACUCACUUCUCCAGUACCCACCCGACCACCAAACCACAAAAAGCCCUCUCUUCAAAUCAAGAUGCCCUCUCUAAACCAAAUAUAACACUGAAGUCGUUGCACAAUAAAGCGCUCCAAAUAAGCUGCUUUUCCAAGUCUGGAGUACUCCCGAUCCAUUAUUCCAUCUUCCAGAAUGGUCUCCUGUUGAAAAAUGUGACGGUUCACACCAGGGAACCGGCCAACUUCAUUAUAAAAAUGGUUCCCGUGGAUACGGCCGUACAUAAGUGCACGGCGGAAAGCGGCGCCGAUGUCAAACACAGCGACGAAUUAACAGUAAGGAGCUCUCCUGAGGAAGCGGAGAGCACCAUGCCCAGCGAGAAAGACAGGACGGAGGAUAAUGAAGGGCCGAAGCACAUUAUCGCUCUGAAUCAUAUCCUAACCUCAGUCAAGCCUCAAGUGCAACAUCUUAACACCAUUCUGCUGAGCGUCUGCGGACCCAUAAUUCUCAUGGUCCUGGGGAUGUUUAUCAUCGUGAAUCAUUUCUGUGAGUAG
Spea bombifrons (plains spadefoot toad) is the source of this 1226-nucleotide messenger RNA. RefSeq lists its product as uncharacterized. The transcript is spliced from 8 exons. The record is from RefSeq and is a predicted model, not a curated record. NCBI's taxonomy places the organism in Eukaryota, Metazoa, Chordata, Amphibia, Anura, Pelobatidae. The coding region runs from base 171 to 1226 and encodes 351 amino acids.